Molecule: messenger RNA, 249 nt
Organism: Opisthorchis viverrini
Lineage: Eukaryota; Metazoa; Platyhelminthes; Trematoda; Opisthorchiida; Opisthorchiidae
Exons: 2
Source: RefSeq, a predicted model, not a curated record
AUGAUGUGUUACCAAGAUCAACCAUGGUCUUAUUCAUCUGAGAAAAGUUUGGCAUUUGAAUUCCGGUCUUCACUUCCUCUACUUUGGCUUGGCUCAGCUCGUCAGCAAUACGCAUCCCUGGCCGCGCGGGAGUUUAAACUCGACACCAGCAAUCUUAAUGGAUAUGUUGCUACCUCUACUUCACCUGCCCAUUCUGGACGCAACGGAAUUAUCAUGUUUGAACGGGCGAACAUAUUCAUGCUCGACCAA